Messenger RNA from Anopheles darlingi, 9415 nucleotides. RefSeq lists its product as uncharacterized. Lineage: Eukaryota; Metazoa; Arthropoda; Insecta; Diptera; Culicidae. Gene Ontology annotation, biological process: protein dephosphorylation. The transcript is spliced from 4 exons. Gene Ontology annotation, molecular function: protein tyrosine phosphatase activity. The record is from RefSeq and is a predicted model, not a curated record. The coding region runs from base 1037 to 7693 and encodes 2218 amino acids.
UGCCCCCCAUUCGUUGACUUCCUUUUUUUGUGGAUGGUUUUCGUUUGGAUUUGCGAUUCUGUCCAGAAAAGUAAGCAAAAUCGAGUGUCUUUUCCGAAAUUUCCAGCCCAAGCCUUCCUGGAGACCUCCAGCCGGAUCCGUGAAGUGUAUCCGUGCCAACUGCGAUGAGGGAAUUUGUGCGUUCGCAGCAGACUAUGAAAAAUGUUUUAGAUGCGCUUCCAGAAAGUUUGUCAUUUAUCGGACAACGUCGCCCGUAAAUCUGGAAGGAACCCAGUACGUGCAACGCAGAUCGCUAGAAUAGAGGAAAGUAAACGAAUCGAGAAGGGCCUCUAAAUCGUGUAUAAGCCCACAAUCAGUGAACCAACAACCAGGAGGACCAGGAGGAGGCCAAAAGAGUGAUUUACCAGCAACAACAGCAGCAGUACCAGAAUCGCGAACCCCUCCUCACCCUACGACGAGGUGACUCUUGAUUCGCUUUGCUUCCUGCUCCGCUGAAGCGUCUCGAGAAAACAUGUAAGAUUUACGACUAUCAUUGACGAACAAGGCCGGGGGGCCACCCGCUCGUUAAUCGGUUGAACUCGUUGUGCGUGCGUUGUGUGGCCUGGAAACCAGCCUUGGAGCAGGUUUGUCGCAGAUCGUAGCAAUCGCGGCCGUCGUCGUCGUUGUUCUGUUGAGCGAGUGCGAUACCAAAGAGAGCAUCGAGGCAAUCGAGGCAAUUAGUCUCGUUGAUGAAUCACAAGUGAAGUCUAAUCUCAACCCCGAUCACCUCGUGUCCGAUUAUAUCGAUGGAAAAAGGAGUCUUGCCUCCCGAUCGCACCCCGUCUCAACCUCUACGAGAUGACGACGAUUUUGACCUGCAUACGCGAUGAUGGUAUGUUGUUGAACCAGGAACACCAGCGGGUCCGCUCGCUGGAACAAUGGAAAAGCUCGAAUCGAAACAUCCGACGACCGUACCGCGACCAUCGCGACUUAACGAUUCCGAUUCGAUUCUUCGAUUGCUUCCCGUUUGUCAACGAUUACUGUGGUAAAGAGGAAAAUGCUGCAUGCUCCCCGUUACUACGACAACGCCGGUUCUGGGUCUACCUCGACGCUCCUUCUGCUCGUAGUGAGCCUGCUGUUGUUUUGCUGUUUCGACGUCUAUUUGGCCUCUCCCACGACCGUGUACGACAGUUUCCUGCCCAAUAAUGGGUUACCUAGUGCGGACGUGCGACGGGAAGUCGUGAGACCGGGGGAAAACGAACAACAGCCGGAGCUCCCUGUACCACAACCACCGGUCCAACAACAGCUACUCGGUUCAGCGGCAGGAGGUGGCGGCAGUGUAACCUGGGUCCCUUGGUACGGACUGACAGAACCUGCCGAUAUUGUGCUGCUGGCCGGUUUGCUAACCGUCGCCGUGCUCGGUGUGCUUGUGUUUGCGGUGCUGGUUAUCAACUUGCGAGCUAAAGUUCGUCAAGCGAUACGCGAUCGUGAAGAAGGAUCGGAGGAACGGCUUCGAUUGCGAACGGGUCCGGGGCUCACCGCAUCCAACCGAUUCGGUCUGCUAGAGCUCAGUGUGACCGGAAAGGUCGGGGGAAGGGAAAGUGUAUCGAAAGUGCGUGAACCAGCGCAAGGUGUUGUACUGAUAGAGACAGUUAAACCGGUGCCAGUGAGUUGUGUAGCCGUAAAGCGUAACUGUGGGAGAGAAAAUCCACCUCCUGCGGACACCCGAGACGGUCCGUAUCGUGGCGUUAAGCGUAUCGAACAGCAGCUCAAUCUUUCGGAUAAGCAACCAUCCGGGACGGUCGCAACGCAACGGAAACGACAUAUACCACCGGAAGCGGUGACCAUGAGUGCGAUUGGAACGACACUCGAGUCUACCAAUCAACUACCAUCGCCAGUGCCCCAACAAAUAACACCAGCAACAGCAGCAGCGGAAGCCAUAGCUACCACCGUGAGUCUAGUUGGCGAUAAUAAGGAACAGUGUUUGCAGCAACUACAACCAAUCACCGAUGAUAAUUCACUGCAAUCGCAGCAACCGCAGCAACAACAACCACAGCAACCACAUCCACAACAGCAAACCAGAAAUCAACGGAAUGUGCUAAAGCGGCAAGCGGUGGCGGAGAUAUCGCUCACUGGGCCGCUCUCCUCCGUUAGCUCACCAAAUACAGCCUACAUUCAGUUGCUCACUCCUUCCUCGGCUUCCUCGCUCUCUUCGUCUGCCACGACCACCGACAAUAAUGCAACCCCGACGAAGACGGGCAGCGGUGGCCCGCUGUCGGGGACCGAUGGUCCGAUGGCAGCACGGUUCGGUUUUUCACCCCGCUCCAUACACUCGUUUCCGGUGCCGACGGCCACGUACUUCCGGUUUCCCGAUGUGGACGAUUUUACUCCGACACCGCGCACGAUCGUGAAACCGUCGGCGAUCGGCGAUGGUGAUUCCUCCUCUACCCCACCGGCCGUCGAUGCGUUCAGUGAUCCUUCGGAGCGGGAUCCCGUAGUCGUGCCGCCUCCAAAGAAAAGCUCCCCACCUGUUGUGGCGCAGCCAGCAGCGUCCGUUGCCGAGGUGCGAGCUCCGCAGCCUGCUUCACCGUCAGUACAACCGCCAGAAGUGGAGAAGGAAGAACCAAAGAAUGAUGAGAAACAACCGAUAGCGGAAGAGGCAUUAACAAUAAAGGAACAACCAAGGGCUGUCGAGGAGGUUCGGAGUACGGCACGAAUGUGCGCUCCUUUGGCUAAUCGGCGCGUGCGUCUCAAGUCGAUCUCUCUCGACUCGGAAGGUGCACGGUUAGUCGAAGAGAAUCUGACCUCUACCAUCCCGGUGCAGGAACUCGUUGGAAUUGCACAACAGAGGGGAAAAGGAUCGGCCGGAGUGAGUGGUGUCGGUUCGGCGGGCCGUCGCUUCGAUUGUGUGCUGGAUGAUAAUGAGGAAGUGGUGGAUGAUGAUGAUGAUGAUGACGAUGACGACGAUAGGGAGCAUAACUAUGAGACUGAUAGUGGAGCGGGCGGACGUUGGCCAGCCCGCACGAAGCGGGUACGGAACAUUCUAAACCUUCGCUUGAACAUACCACCGCUCGGUAGCACUCCGGUCGGUAGCCAAUCGACCGGCUCAAUGGUGCUGGAUCAGGAGACGGCUACUAUGACGGCGCGACCAGUGGCCACGUCGGUCUCAAAUCCGGCCAUGUAUCCAGCACAAAUGGCGGCACACCAUCAGCAUCACCAGUCUAAUCUGCUUCCUUCUCGAUACCUCGGACAGGAAGAAGCCAGCGAGCAGUUUUACUUCGAAUACUUUGACUACGGCGAUGACGAUGACGAUGAUGAGGAAGAGGACGAUGAGACGGGAGAUGAGUAUGAGGGAGAGGAUGGGAGGGAGCGGUUUGCGGAAUCAGAGGACAAUAACAAUAACAGCAGCAACAACGGAAGCAGUCACAACAACCAUCACAGCCAUCAUAACCACAACAACAACGGGGGUGGACGGUCAAGACCCGCGCUUCCACCCGCCCCCAAAACCCCAACACUGUCCCAGUCGAAGCAGAAAGCUAGUUCGCUCGAUUCCGACUCGAAGGUCAAGAUCUACAUCCCAUACGGUGUCAGCACCGGCUCGGUGAGCUGUAGCGGUGGUCUCAGCGUGAUGAGCAUCGCACAAUCACAACCGCAGGGCAUGGCCACCACGCACAAUACCUACGCUCAUCAGUCGCACCAUCAGCAUCAACAUCAUCAGCCAAUGGCAUUAGCACCGUCAUCGCACCAGACGCAAUAUGGUCACCAUCAGCAGCAGCAGCAACAUCAGGGACAGCAGCAGCAGCUGCAGCCUCGGCGUGUCUCUUCCGCUUCCGUGCCAACGACACCGAAACGGUAUCAGUACCGAUCGGCGAUCGGACACUCCUACUAUCACCAUCACUCCCAGCAUUACCAUCAGCAGCAGCAGCAGCAGCAGCAUUACCAAAGUGGACAAUCAAAACUGAAAGCAGCGUUUUGCGGCGACCAGGGGACGACGAUGCGAAAGGACAAAUCAGUAAUCGGACUGAACAACAGCAGCAGUAGCAGUACAACGUUGGGCACUGAGGAGGGCAAGGAGGGGGCCAGCAAAGUGCAAGCAGGUACUAGUGCCACCACUACCACCGGUCGAUCGAGUAUUUUACAGCGUCGUGGGUCCAACCAUAGCCUCACGCUGAACCUCGAUAUCUAUCAUCGAGGCGGAAGCGUGGAUCUGACGGGGUCGAACUGUAGCCUGCAGCAGCACCGUGGUUCGUACAAAAACCUCCAUCAAGCACACUCACAAUCACAGCUCUACCAGCAGUAUUCGGAUGCGGGCACGACGAUGGAUCGUGGUAGUACCGUGCGUGUUCAAUGCCAUCAGGCCUCGCCCCAAGGUGGCGGUGGUAAUACGGUUGGUGAAGCGGUAGGGAACGGGGCAACCACCGGUAUUGGUGGUGCACCAGCCAACAACAACAACAACAACAAUAACAACAACAAUGGUAGCAAAAAGAAUCUCCUGCAGCGGCGCGGAUCCAAUACGAGUCUCACCCUGAAUCUCCGCUCGGGUGUCGUAGGAGGUGGUGGCGGUUCGACCUUCGGAUUGAAUCGCUUCAGUAGCCACAACGCCCUGCAUACGACGCACAUGUCUGCGCUUGGUACGGGUACCGGAUCGUAUCUGCAGCAGCAGCAGCAACAGCAGACUGCAGGUCAUGGACAGCAUGGACAACAACACGGACAGUACGGACAGUCCGGAUCCGGGUUGGUGCGACCGGCUGGAUCAAGGAAGUCACUGCUCGAGCGACGCAACUCGAAUGCUAGCCUAACGCUGAUCAACGUGCACCAGCGUACGCUCUCGGUCUCGAACUGUAAUCUGCGAUCGGGCUCGAUCUGCAGCUUGAACAGCCUGCUAACAACGCACACCCAAAACGAAACAGGCGCUGGCGCCGGUGGUGCAAUGAUGCUGGAGGAAGAUGAACUCGAUUGUACGGGUGCGGCCGGUAGUGGAGAGCAUGAUAAUGGUCACGACUGUCACCGUCACCAUCAUCAUCACCAUCACCAUCAUCAUCAACACCAUAUGCACCAUCAGCAGGGAAUGUGUCAUCGUCAUCGAGGGGUAGGCGCUGGUGGUCGCUAUGGCGGCAGCAUUGAUGCUGGUAUCGAUGGUCCCAGCGAUGCUACUGCUGGUAGAUUGGAAUUGGCUGGAGAAACUGGUGCACCAGGUGGCCAGGGGCAUUGCGGACGGUCGAUUGGGGGACGCUUGACGAUAGCAAUGGGGCAGGGAACUUCGAUGGAUAUUGUUGGAUCGACCGGCGAAGGGGAAGCAGGUUGCUCCCAUCGUGACAGUGCUGGUGGAGUUGGUGCAAUAGACUAUCAACGACAUGGUAGGCAACGCAAAUUCCGCAGUUCCGAUAGCCUGCACAACAUCAAUGCUCGCGAGCAAGGACUGCAGAGCGGCUGUCUGGCGGUUCAGCGUGACACAAAUCUCGGCCAUCAAGAACAGCUUAUGACGGAAGCGAAGCUAAUGGCAUGUGGCAGUCGUUACGAAGAUCGUCAUCACUACGGAUCGUCGGAAAAUUUUAAGCAUCCUAGCAAUCGACUGUCGACCCAUCGUACACUGUUCCACAAGGAUCCAUCUACCGUGACGGCCGCUUCCUCGGCGAACAAUCUUACCGCACUUGGUACGGGUUCGCAGUGCUGCGGUAGCUCCUGUUGCUGUUGCUGCUGCUCCUGUUGUUGUUGCUUCUGCGGCGGCCAAUCCGGGGUCCAUGGUGCCGGAAUGCAUGGUGGUGUUCAUGGCGAUGGCUGCUGCGAUGGAAACGGUGGCGGGCUAAUCGUAAAGACGGGCAACCUCAGCAUCAGCAACUCGAACAUACGUAACAUCUCGACCAAACCGCUCAGCCCACAAACCACUAGCGAGGACUUUAAGAUUUACCUGGCCAACAUCCAGUUCCUGCAGAACGCCUCGAACGUCCUGACAAUCGCGUACCUGCGCAAAUUGCACAACUUUUUCAGCAAAACCUAUCGCAAAAUGGUGACCGCCGCUUCAUCGCACAAACCGUCGCAGGAUCAGCUAGCGCAGCGAAGGCAUUCGUCGUCGAAGCAACCACCACCACUCCCAUCCCCGCCGGUGACGGAUAAGCUUGAAGAAACUCGACAAACCGACCCGGAAACCGGUGGGGCGUGUUCGACGAAGAUGAUGCUACUGCACAGCGACAGUCUGCACCAUCCGCCCGUAUGCGAUGACGAGUCGUAUGAUGAGGAGCACAAGAAGAUGGUACUCAAGAUACACCAGGAGUUCUGGGACCUGCCGACCAACUACCAGGAGAAACCGCUCGUCUUUGGUUCGCAGGCAAAGAAUCGUUACAAAACCAUCCUGCCAAAUGAGCACUCACGGGUGAUACUGUCGCCGGAGCGUGCUUCCAUCGUUACCAGUGAACCGUAUAUCAAUGCCAACUACAUCAAGGGUCCGGAUUAUGCCAACAAUAGUUACAUUGCGACGCAAGGGCCACUGCCGAACACGAUUUAUGAGUUUUGGUUGAUGGUACAUCAGAACAUCGUUCGAACGGCGGCUGCUGCUACGGCGACGACAACUGCAAUGACCGAAAAUUGUAGUACGGAGUUCGAGCAGAAGAUAGUGAUGCUGACUAACUUUGUUGAAAAUGGUCGUCAAAAGUGCGCCAUCUACUUCCCCAAGACCGUUGGCGAAUGGCUCGCAUUCGGCUGCACGGCCGAUGUGGAUGUAAGCGGGGUGCUAGAGGAAAAGGACGCGAUCAAGCAGGCGACCGGUGGCCCAAUGACGGUACGCUGCGCUAGCAGCUUCUUCCUCGUGCAAAACAUUAUCCUAGAGCAGCGCAACGGAUACACCGUACGAACGCUCAGCGUAAUCUAUGGUUCUCGGGAGCGACCAGAGGCAGGUGUGAAACCUCCAACGACGGCCGAUGGUACAACCAGUAUCAGCAGCAAUGCCGCCGCGUCAUUUGACCUGAUUCACUUUAGGGCACAGCAUUACUGGUUUCCCGAUUGGCCUGAUCAUCGCUCACCGAACGACAUUAACGUGCUGCUGGACCUGAGCCUAGACGUGCUCGGUAGUAAUGUACGUGCACCCGGUUCAACGGGUGAUCUACCAGAAACUCCCGGUGCUUCGUCUCCGACCGUCGAUGUGCUGCCAAUCAUUCACUGCUCGGCCGGUAUCGGUCGAACGGGCUGUCUGAUUGCCAUACUGAAUGGUUUGCGCCAAUUGCGACUAUCGGUGAUGUCUCGGAUGGAUGGUGAUCGGAAGAGGCGGCUACGCGGUGAUGCUCAGGUUGACGCUUCGUCGCUGCUCUCCGUUGCUGCACCGCCAUCGCAUUCCGCUGAACAGCCAAAGGCUAUGAUGGAGGAAGUUGGUGGUGAUGACGCCGGUGGCUUCUUGGCGGAUGACGAUGGUUCGUUGGAACCAUCCAUUCCACUGCCACCGGUACCAUGUGGUAGAGGGAACGGCAGCAAAGCGACGAUGUGCAGUUCCGGUAGUAACGGUCGUAGUGGAAGUGGUGCCAGUAGCCUCUCACGUGAGAUAGGACAGGUCGAUAUACUGGGCAUCGUGUGCAACUUGCGAUUGCAGCGUGGAGGCAUGGUGCAGAAUUCGGAACAGUACGAGCUAAUCCAUCGGGCAUUGUGCCUGUAUCUGGAGAAACUGACACAGGAAAAGCGAGCGGUGCAGAGCGAUGGCGGUGGUUUGGGCGACAGAAACAGCACCUAGGAGGUGGCUUCUGGGCCCGCGAAGGCGCUUUUGGGCUUAUGUGCAAGUAAACAAUCUCUAGUUUAGUUGUUAGAUACACGUAUUGGGUUAUUAUACGGUAUAGGGGGGAAAUGGGGAUCGAUAAGCAGUAGGAAGCGUCUGUCGAGUAAGAAUACCAAAGAAGAAGAAUGGAAAAAUAAAAAGAUGGAAAGGCAACAACAGCAAGAAGAAAGGAAAAGUGAAGCACAGGGAGAGAGAGAAAGGGAGGUGGAAUUGAGAAUCUAAGUAGAAAUGAUCUAAGAGCAAAACUCGAAACAGAUAGGAAGAUGAGACAAAGUGACAAACAAGGGACACAGGUGAACACAUUUUAGUAAACCGAUGAAUAACCAUAACCAACACAACAAACACAUGCAUACAUACAUACGUACACACACAUACAUGAGCACAGUUUUGGAUUAAGCGAACGAAGAAUGGUGGUGGUGAGGGGAAACCGAGACGAUUUAUACGGACAAAUCCUACCAAACGGACCGAAACAUACACACUCCCUAGGAUCUUCUCUUCUCUUCUUGGGCGUUUCGGACGUUUUUGGGGAAGACGUAAUGCAUAUGCGAGAAGGAGCAAUGAUGAUUCAUAAGAUGUUUUAGAAGUACUCAUAACCACAACCCUCUCCCACCCCGCAUCUCCUGAAAUCGUAACUAAAUUAUUGCAUAGAUGGAGCCCAUAUAUACAUAUAUGAUAGGUAUAUCUAUACAUUUACAAAACAUCCCUAUGCCUAUAUACAUAUUCAUGUAUACGUGGUCUGCUGAAACAGUGUUAGGACUUUUGAGUUUUUGUAUUUUUGUCACCUAUCUAUUUUCUCUCUCGAUAAUCAAUUCUAUCUGCUUUUCGAAGUAACCUCCAUUAAGUUAUUAUUUACACUUGUGCCAACUACCAUUAAAAAAAAGAUCACCUUCUGUAUCAUGACACCUAGAAAACGAAAAUCGAACCUGCAUAAACUCUGCGGAAGCCGAAAAGUCCUAAUGCUUCUAUAUACGCAGACCACGUAUAUCCAUAUAUACAUAUAUAUGAUAAACUAAAAUCAAACUCUAGUGAAUUGGAACAAGGCUGGAACAUUUUGUGUUUAAUUUUGUUUUAAUGGAACUUCAUCAAGCAAAAGCAAGAUAUUAGCAUUUUGGGUAACGGAAAACGAACCUUGAACAGAGAGCGUGGAGCGGAGUAAAGUUUAAACAAGUCUACAUCCAAGAUAUGAUCGGUAUUUGAAGGGAGGUAAUAAGCCGCAAUUAAGGACUACUACGCCUUUACAGGUGAUUCGCUCUGGCUUUUGGUGUUUGGACUUGUAGCAGCAACAGUAGUAAUGGAAUUUGGAUGCUGCAUUAUGCAUCAAAGCAUGCCAGCCGAUCCCUGGACCCAGAACAGAGCCUGUUGGUUUAUUUGGCUUUUUUUGAAAGAGUGACACGUGCUUUAACACGGUAGCGCUGCUGUGAACGUUAUUGUUAUCAUCAUCCUUCUUUUUUUACCCUACCAAUUUGUACAGCCUUUACAUUUGAAUUGUACGGUUUAAUAAGAAAAACAGAGAGACACAUGGGAAUCAUUCACGCCACUUUUUUGUGCAGUUCGGUAACCGUCGCGAGACGAUGGAACCGAUCGGAUAUUUUAGUAAACGAAACUCGAAAUGCACAUACACACAGAACGAGAAUCCGGAAUCGGUUAACCAAAAGACAACGCAGCAGCAAAAAGGGAGGA